Messenger RNA from Hibiscus syriacus, 742 nucleotides. RefSeq names its product ethylene-responsive transcription factor ERF027-like. Gene Ontology annotation, molecular function: DNA-binding transcription factor activity; DNA binding. Gene Ontology annotation, biological process: regulation of DNA-templated transcription. NCBI's taxonomy places the organism in Eukaryota, Viridiplantae, Streptophyta, Magnoliopsida, Malvales, Malvaceae. The coding region runs from base 16 to 690 and encodes 224 amino acids. The record is from RefSeq and is a predicted model, not a curated record. The transcript has a single exon.
GUUUAUAACACAACCAUGGCCGAUCCUUCAACCAAUGAGUCCCCAAAAGAGCAGAUUUCACCCGCCCCGACACCUAUCAAAAUCCCAGACCCUCCAGAGCGAUCAGAACAAUCGCCUACACCUGGUUUCCCGACGCCUGUUCUAUCUCCAGGCGGUAAUCCCACAUCGGCCAAAAAGCAGCCGGCCACUUUUCGGGGAGUGCGAAGCAGGAGCGGCAAAUGGGUGUCCGAAAUACGGGAGCCGCGUAAAACCAAGCGUAUAUGGCUCGGAACGUACCCUACACCCGAAAUGGCAGCCGCCGCGUAUGAUGUGGCUGCUAUUGCCCUAAAAGGUCCCAACACCGAUCUGAACUUUCCCGAUAUGAUUCUUUCGUAUCCCCAAGCGGUUUCUACUUCCGCGACCGAUAUUCGGGCAGCUGCCGCGCAAGCCGCUGCUGCCCGAUUACCCAAGCCUACAUCAAAAGACGAAGGUAAGUCUGGAAAUGAGGGUACCACGUCAAGUACUAGUAUGCAGCCUUCUGGUUCAGCAGGUCAGGAAUAUAUUGACGAAGAAGAGCUUCUAAACUUCCCCAAUUUGAUGGUGGAUAUGGCAGGAGGAAUGCUAGUAAGCCCUCCCAGCUGGAUAAACUCACCUCCCUCCGAUGAUUCACCGGAUAAUUCAGAUGCAGAAAGCCUAUGGGUUUACCCUUAAAGACUAAGUCUACAUUAAUAAGAGUGAUCAAGUGCUGUUUAUCUGUUGCAAA